AUGUCGGCCACAACCCCUGCACAGAAGCCAGAGACGCAGUCUACACAACCCAACGACGACGCCAAGUCCGCACUCCCUUCGCUUGGUGCUCUCGACGAGGACGACGAGUUUGAAGAGUUUGACGAACAGGAGACCGAUCUUUCACAUCUCACCGCUGGCGCAUCCAACGCUCCGGGCGCAGGCGUCGGUCUCACCAUGGGCGCCGCUUCCACCACCACCGGAGACCACCUCUGGCAAGACUCGUGGGACGACGAUACCGUAGAAGACGACUUUAGCAAGGCUUUGAGGGCGGAACUUGACAAGCAGAACAACGCAUCAGCCAUGUCGACCUAA
This is a messenger RNA of Moesziomyces antarcticus, 333 nucleotides long. RefSeq lists its product as uncharacterized. The coding region runs from base 1 to 333 and encodes 110 amino acids. Gene Ontology annotation, biological process: double-strand break repair via homologous recombination; mRNA export from nucleus; proteasome assembly. The record is from RefSeq and is a predicted model, not a curated record. Gene Ontology annotation, cellular component: proteasome regulatory particle, lid subcomplex; proteasome complex. The transcript has 3 exons. NCBI's taxonomy places the organism in Eukaryota, Fungi, Basidiomycota, Ustilaginomycetes, Ustilaginales, Ustilaginaceae.